This is a messenger RNA of Daphnia carinata, 558 nucleotides long. RefSeq names its product ATP-dependent DNA helicase PIF1-like. Lineage: Eukaryota; Metazoa; Arthropoda; Branchiopoda; Diplostraca; Daphniidae. Bases 1 to 558 code for a protein of 185 amino acids. The transcript has a single exon. Gene Ontology annotation, biological process: DNA repair; telomere maintenance. Gene Ontology annotation, molecular function: DNA helicase activity. The record is from RefSeq and is a predicted model, not a curated record.
AUGAACUCGAUUGAAUCGGAAGACCCAGAAGAAAUUGCAAACUUCCCGACGGAGUUUCUUGACACCCUAAAGGUGUCAGGGAUACCUCCUCACGUUUUGGAACUGAAAGUCGGUGCCAUCAUCAUUCUUCUUAAGAACAUCGACUCGCGUCAAGGGCUCUGCAAUGGAACACGCUUGAUCAUCAAAAGUCUUAGGGACAACCUCAUUCAUGCAACAAUAGCAGCUGGGAAAAAUAAGGGCCACAAUGUCUUCAUCCCACGAAUGAAUAUGUCACCGAGUGAUUGUGAUCUUCCCUUCAAGCUAAUCAGGAACCAAUUUCCUGUGCUUUUGGCUUUCGCAAUUACCAUCAACAAGUCACAAGGACAGACGUUCGAUAAGGUUGGUAUCCUUCUUCCUGAACCUGUCUUCAGCCAUGGACAAUUAUAUGUUGCAUUUUCCCGCGCUACUUCUCGCCCAGGAGUAAAGGUCCUAUGGACGGUAGGACCAAAGCAAGGGAAAAUGCUGAAAGACGAAAGAGUUUUUACACAAAACAUUGUGUUCAAAGAAGCUCUUUCGUAA